This is a messenger RNA of Solea solea (common sole), 885 nucleotides long. RefSeq names its product succinate dehydrogenase complex assembly factor 2 (gene sdhaf2). Gene Ontology annotation, cellular component: mitochondrion. NCBI's taxonomy places the organism in Eukaryota, Metazoa, Chordata, Actinopteri, Pleuronectiformes, Soleidae. Bases 146 to 637 code for a protein of 163 amino acids. The transcript is spliced from 4 exons. Gene Ontology annotation, biological process: tricarboxylic acid cycle; protein-FAD linkage; mitochondrial electron transport, succinate to ubiquinone. The record is from RefSeq and is a predicted model, not a curated record.
GUAAUGUGUGCGCUGUUGAAAGUCGCCCCUCGAAAGUGUUCCCUUACGUGAACGCUGCUUGUGUAAUAUCCGAUUUCCAGACACCAGUAACAAUCAGACGUAGGAAAGGCUGUUUCUUUUACAGGUUUCAGAACAGGAGUUCAACAUGCUGUCGUCUGUCAUUGCGAAAAGACUGGUGUCUGGGGUGUGCCAGGCAGCCUGGAGACCAGCAGCUGCGGGCAUGGUAUCGGUUCGUGGUUACCGUGGAGACGCGCCAGACGACUCCAGGGGAGACCUGAUCGAGAUCCCUCUACCACCUUGGGAUGAGAGAGCAAACGAGGCCACUGACAUCAAGAGGCGCCGUCUUCUUUAUGAGAGUCGUAAGAGGGGCAUGUUGGAGAACUGCAUAAUACUCAGCCUGUUUGCAAAGCGAUACCUGAACACAAUGACUGAGAAGCAGCUGCACCAGUACGACCGGCUGAUUAAUGAACCAAGCAAUGACUGGGACAUCUAUUACUGGGCAACAGAGACUCGGCCCACACCUGACGUUUACCAAGGAGAGGUCAUGGAUUUGCUGAAGGAGUUCACAAAGAACCGCAACCAGGAGCAGAGGUUGGACGCCCCCAGCUUGGAAUACUUGGAUAAGGAAAGUCAGUGAGAGCCAUGGCGCGUCGAGCUGCUCAGAGACUCGUUAACAACGCAGAAUAUUCAGAACACUGUCCACUUUUACCAGCUGGUGAUCACAGGGAGAGUUUGUUUGGGGAAGUGUUAUGCAUAUUUUGUUUGUAUUGUAUUGUAAAUUUAUGGUGUGUGACUGUAAAUUCAAAUGGCUAAAUCAGCUUUCAUGUGUGUAUGUAAUCGGAGCCAAUUCUAGACAUUAUAGGUCAUGAAAUAAAUGUUGAUUCA